CUCCGACCAGACAGCCAAAGAAGAAAAAAAGCCUUAUUCAAAGGAAAAUUAAAGAAAAAUGCCAGAAACAAUUUGAAGAUAAGAAAGGAAGAUUGUUGUUUCAAAAUUCAGAAGAGGGUUGGAAAUUAUAUUUUUAUGUUAUCUUAUUUCGCACUCCUUGCAAGUUGGUGGCGAUAAUGCACUGUGGUGCGGUUUGCCAACCGCGAGGCCAUUAAAACCUGGUAGUAGAAGAAGAAGAAGGAAACAAACAAGAAGGUGUCGCACAGCUGACGACUGCAGGGAGAUGUACUGCAACAAGUUUGGCACAAGUCUCAUGUUCGGGUUGAAGGGCCUUGAAGCGACCUCCGCCCGCGGUGCCUUCCAGAGAGCGGCGGCUAGGAGCGGAUUCAGCUGGGCUGCGGUGUGUAAGCAGCGGACACUGCGGCAGCGGAGGAGCGCCUGUGCAGGGAUGCACCAGACCGGCGUUAGGUCAGCCGUCCACACCACUGUGGACCCCGGUGAGGUGAAGAGGUUCCAGCUGCUGGCCAACAAGUGGUGGGAUGAAGAGGGAGAGUUUGCUGCCCUUCAUGCCAUGAAUGACCUCAGGGUGCCUUUUGUACGGGAUAAUCUGUUGAAUGCGCAGAGAGAGCGUCACCCCGGACAACCGCUGGCAGGACUGAGAAUCCUGGAUGUGGGUUGUGGCGGAGGCCUGCUCUCAGAGCCACUGGGGCGCCUGGGAGCCACCGUAUUGGGUAUAGAUCCAGUAGAAGGCAGCGUCCGCAUCGCCCAGCUGCACGCGGCUCACGACCCGGACGUCCGCGACCGGGUGUCCUACCGGGCCUGCACCCUGGAGGAGCUCGCCGGCGGAGGGGAGGCGCAGCAGCAGCCGCAGCCGGAGCAGGGGGUCACCCAGUUCGACGCCGUCGUGGCGUCUGAAGUGGUGGAGCAUCUGGCCGACUUGGACACUUUCGCCAUCUGCUGCAGUCGCGUUCUGAAGCCCGGAGGCUCGCUCUUCAUCACCACUCUAAAUAAAACCAACCUGUCGUAUGCGCUGGCCAUCGUCGUUGCCGAGCAGCUGCUGCACAUCGUUCCCAGAGGGACACACGACUGGGAGAAGUUCGUCAGCCCGGUGGAGCUGGAGCGCCUCCUGGAGUCCAAUGGUUUCUUGGUGCAGUCUGUCCAAGGAAUGCUGUACAACCCGAUCUCUGGAGCCUGGAGCUGGACAAGCAACACUGAAAUCAACUAUGCCCUCCAUGCUGUCAAGCAGGAUGAUGAAUCUGAGGAUGGCAGCACUCCCCUGGGGGGGCCACGAUGAAGCCGCACACAGCUGAACCACUUUGUUUAAAAAAAAGAAAGAAAAGAAAACAGGGAUUGAGGUGUGUAGCUGGACUCUAGGUGUCCCUAGGAUCAGCUGUGAAACACCAAUUAGAGACUGAGAUUAUUCAAGGAUUAAAGACAGACUUGGUAUAGAAUGACCUGUGUGCACUAGUCAUUAAGACAUGAGAUUUAGUCAAAAUGUUAAUGUGGUCGAUGUAUGGAAAGAAGCUUGCCUUGGAGUAAUUCUAAGACUUCUGUGUCAGAGCAUAUCGUUAUUUUCAUCAUAUGCCAUUCUGCACCAGUGAAUGUUUCUCAAAAUGCAUCUUCCUCUAUUAAAAUGUACCUUUUCACUGUUAUA
Molecule: messenger RNA, 1654 nt
Organism: Xiphophorus maculatus (southern platyfish)
Lineage: Eukaryota; Metazoa; Chordata; Actinopteri; Cyprinodontiformes; Poeciliidae
Gene: coq3
Product: coenzyme Q3, methyltransferase
Exons: 6
Coding region: 284-1294 (336 amino acids)
Biological process (GO): ubiquinone biosynthetic process
Molecular function (GO): 2-methoxy-6-polyprenyl-1,4-benzoquinol methyltransferase activity
Source: RefSeq, a predicted model, not a curated record